AUACAGAAACUAAAAUGGGUUACAUUGCACUUGCUAUGGGUUUCAAGCAUUUCAUUUUUUUCUGAGCUAAAGACAGCAACUAAGAACUUCCAAGAAGAGAUAGGUAAGGGAGGCUCUGGCACAGUAUAUAAAGGAGUUCUGAACAAUGGAAGAGCUAUUGCUGUGAAGCGACUGGAAGGAGUACAACAAGGGGAUGCAGAAUUUUGGGCAGAGGUAAAUAUCAUUGGGAGAAUUAACCACAUGAACUUAGUGAAGAUGUUAGGCUUCUGCGCCGAGGCUAAGAAUAAGCUUUUAGUUUAUGAAUACUUGGAGUGUGGAUCCUUGGAUAAAAUCUUUUUCUCAGAUUCAUCUAGGAUGUUAGGGUGGGAUCAUAGGUAUAAUAUUGCUCUAGGGACAGCCAGAGGUUCUUACCUACACGAGGAGUGUCUGGAGUGGAUUCUGAGCUGUGAUAUAAAGCCUCAGAACAUACUGUUGGAUAAGGAUCUCCAACCUAAGGUGACAGACUUUGGAAUGUCAAAGCUUGUAAUGAAGAACCAAAAUUCAGGUUUUUCAAGGGUUCGUGGAACCAGAGGUUAUCUGGCCCCUGAGUGGAUGAUGAACCUAGAAAUUGAUGCAAAGGCAGAUGUCUACAGCUAUGGUAUUGUCUUGUUGGAAUUGCUCAGUGGGAAGGGUGCAUUAGGAUUUAGAUUGGAAGAACCCCAAGAGAACGACUGCAACCACUUGGUUCAGUGGGCAAGGCAAAAGGCAAAGCAAAGACAAGGGAUCAGUGAAAUUGUUGAUCCUACACUUGAUGGCGAGUAUGAUAUUGAAAAGCUCAAGAAGUUUGAAAGUGUUGCAUUGCUAUGUGUGGGAGAAGACCGCAAUACAAGGCCUCCCAUGAGUAGGGUUGUUGAGCUUCUUGUUGGAGAAGACAAGUCACAGUCAGAUGAAGACCGAGGAGAUUGGUGAUUAGAAAUAAAGGGGUUGAUCUUAUAGCUUUUGAUGCUUUGCACAACUAGCCAAAUUGUUUUUAAGUAAAAUGUUUCUAAAAUUGUUGAAGAACUUGAGUGCAACAUGUUCUUGUUUUAACAAUUAACAUUAUAUUUGUAGUUGACAACUACAACUGUAAGAUACUAUAGCUUUGUAAUUAUCAGUUGAAGAACUUGUUUGGUGUA
Molecule: messenger RNA, 1154 nt
Organism: Nelumbo nucifera (sacred lotus)
Lineage: Eukaryota; Viridiplantae; Streptophyta; Magnoliopsida; Proteales; Nelumbonaceae
Source: RefSeq, a predicted model, not a curated record